AUGCCUUCCUCGAAAGAGUUGUCGCCUUCAACGGCUCCGUUCUUCCCCAACCAAUUCAUUAAGAACCAAUUCUGCUCCAAACCUCAGUAUCCGCCCAAAGAUACUGAUCUCUCAGGGAAGGUUGCUAUCGUGACAGGCUCCAAUACUGGCUUGGGGUUCGAAUGUGCUAGACAGCUCCUCUCCUACAAGCUGUCUCGGUUGAUUAUUGCCGUCCGCAAUGCAGCCAAGGGCAAAGAUGCAGCGGCCAAGCUGCGAGACCAGUAUCCCAAUGCCACCAUUGACGUGUGGCUACUGGACAUGAGUUCAUACAACUCCGUCCAAGCGUUUGCAACAAGGACCGAGAAGGAACUUUCUCGACUGGAUAUUGCCAUCUUGAAUGCUGGAAUCACUGGUUCUGAGUUCAAGAUUAUCCCUGAGACCUCGCAUGAGGAGGCAUUGCAGGUCAAUUACUUGUCAACUAUGCUUCUCACCAUCCUCCUCCUUCCUAUCCUGAAAGUAAAGUCAGAUCCUGGGCAACCCGGAAGACUGACGAUUGUCACGACUAUGCUCUCAAUUAUAGCAAAGUUCGCCAAUAAGAACGCCAAACCACUAUUGCCCUCGUUCGACGAUCGGAAGAACUUCGAUUCGGUGGACAAUUAUCCGAAGACAAAAUUGUUGGGCCAAUUGUUCGUCUGGAAAUUGGCAGACUUGGUAUCAAGUGAUGAUAUUAUCAUCAACAUGGUGGAACCGGGCUUUACAAAGGGAACAGAGCUCCAGCGAGACGCCCCUUUUGCCACCAAAGUUGCUCUGAAUCUACUGAAAGCGGUGUCCGCCAGGGAUGUCAAGCUUGCAGCGUCGACUUAUAUUGAUGCUGCUGUCGUCAAAGGCAAACACUCCCAUGGGAGUAUACUUACGAAUUGGGAGAUAGCACCGUAUGCUCCUUUUGAGUACACGAGUGAGGGACACGAGGUCAUGGAAAGACUCUGGAAAGAAACCAUUGAGGAACUUGGGCCCAUGGGCGUCGGCAGGAUCCUGGAGUCACUGUCAAAAUCCUGA
Messenger RNA from Penicillium brasilianum, 1035 nucleotides. The record is from the annotation of a GenBank genome assembly. Lineage: Eukaryota; Fungi; Ascomycota; Eurotiomycetes; Eurotiales; Aspergillaceae.